AUGGCGUAUAAUGCAAUUUUUUAUAAAAAAAAUUGUCUUGUCAAUCAUGGUUACAAUGAUGUAGGUAUCAUUUGUAUUGAUAGAAUAAUCCUAAACUGGAUUGCUCGCCCACGAAUCCAAAUAAUUUACAUUCAGGCAAUUAAGGAUAAAACAAAAAUUGUUUCCUGCCCACGGUUCUGGAUUCGAAUUCUGGGCGCUGCAAAUAUUUAUUUAAACCACGAAUAUGCAUUGCGAGAGGCGAUGCACAAACUGUAA
This is a messenger RNA of Parnassius mnemosyne (clouded apollo), 255 nucleotides long. The record is from the annotation of a GenBank genome assembly. Lineage: Eukaryota; Metazoa; Arthropoda; Insecta; Lepidoptera; Papilionidae.